AUGGCAGAGGAAAAAUCUCCGCUCAACCAUCCUCCUCACCCACUUUCGGCGCCAGGUUUCCCCGCUUCGCCCAACCUACCCGCCGCAUUUCCCGCGCCAUCCGAUCUGCCCGCGUUUCCCGAUGGAUCCAGCCUAUCUUACCGUCGCAGCGACUCUCCUCUCCCUGCGUGCCUCGCGCCGCGAUUCACGCAGACCAAAUCGCGCGACGAUGUUGCCGCCGAUUGCACCAUGCCUCACUCGUUCAAGCAAUCGCUCGACGACCUCUGCUGCCUGAAUUUGAUUGGCUCCCGAAACGCCACGCUCGAGGCGCCUCGGAGCACCAACCGAGCCGCGCAAAAUAAAAUCUUUGACGACUUCUCCUGCUUAGGGUUAGGGCUCGAGGACGAAUCCGACGGCCUGUUUCGAUCUGCGCCGCAAAGCCGCUCCGUUUCUCCCCCGCCCGCCUUUCCCCCUCCGCUCGCCGUUUCCCCGCCGCUGAACCCAGCGCGCGCGGCUCCAGGCAGCGCGCCCGGUGCGCAGGUCUCCGCAUUCAGGACCGUGCUUGCCGCCGCCACUGGCGGCGCCGCCAAAAGCUCGUCUACGGCCUUCGCGGCAGAUCAAUUUCCCCAACUCCCGCGCCCCGCCUUCCCGCCUUCCCCCGCUAAUGCCCCCGCUGUUCCGCUCCCCCCUUCCCGCCCCUCCUCCUCCUCGUCCUCUCACCCGUCUUAUCCGCUUUCCCGAGAGUCGCUGCUGCGACGGCCGACGCGGAUUAUACUAGUGCGACACGGGCAGAGCGAGGGGAACUUAGACGAGGGGAUUUACACCCGAAUCGCGGACUCGCGCGUGUCUUUAACGCCGCUAGGGUUCGAGCAGGCCGUGGAAUGCGGCAAACAGAUUAGGAAAUUAAUCGAGUUCGACCGGCGGAAAGGGGGAAAGCAGGGGAGAGGCGGGGAAGGGGGGAAGGAGGGGAGGCGGAACGCAGGAGGGGUUGACUCUGGCGAGGGUGAUUAUAGCGGAGAGGAGGAGGAGGAUGAUUGGGGAGUGUAUUUCUACGUAUCACCCUACCUACGAACUCUUCAGACCCUGCGCGGCAUAGGGCGUGCGUUUGAGAGGCGGCACAUUCUGGGGGUGAGGGAGGAGCCUCGGCUGAGGGAGCAGGACUUUGGAAACUUCCAGGUCCAGGAGCGCAUGUGGCAGAGCAAGGACAUGAGGCAGCGGUUUGGACGGUUCUUCUACCGAUUACCAGAGGGGGAGUCGUCUGCUGACGUGUACGACCGCGUGACUGGUUUCCUUGACAGCUUCCCGGGCAACUGCGACAUACGGGUGAUGGAGAUGGGCGACGGGGGGGAGUACAGCUUAGCUGUCAACCACUCGGAACAAGAGCUGCUCUCGUGGGGUCUCACACCGGAUAUGAUCGCAGACCAGCACGCGUGCAUGACGAGAGCAGUGGGUGACAGGAAGGGUCGCGGCACCUCGGGAUCUCCGGGGUGGCUCUCCUUCUUUGACCACCUCGAGGCGCCCUCAGGACCACCCCCUGCUGCUGCUGCUCCUGCUGUGGCAGCUGGUUCGGCUGCUGGUCCUGCCGGUUCGGCUGCUGGUCUGCAGGCUGAUUCGGCUGCUGGUCCUCCGGUUCGGCUGCUGGUCGUGCCGGUUCGGCUGCUCGUCCGGCCGUUGGUUCGGCUGCUGGUCGUGCCGGUUCGGCUGCUCGUCCGGCCGUUGGUUCGGCUGCUCAUCCGGCCGUUGGUUCGGCUGCUGGUUGGGCGAAUGUUUUCUAUGAUGCAGCUGGAGCAUCAGUUGAUGGGAGUUUUGGGAUGGAGGGGAAAGAAUUGGAGUGUGAGAGAGGUGAUUUCGCAGUCAUGCCGCCAGGAGCAAGUGAGACAGGUGGUGGCGACAGUGGCAGUCCUACCCCCAGGGAUGCAGAUGGCAGAACCGGUAAUAGUAGGUCUUGGAGUGGGAUACUGGUGGCAGUAG
Molecule: messenger RNA, 1950 nt
Organism: Closterium sp. Naga37s-1
Lineage: Eukaryota; Viridiplantae; Streptophyta; Zygnematophyceae; Desmidiales; Closteriaceae
Source: the annotation of a GenBank genome assembly